UUGACAUGUUUCAUCCUGAUCUAAUGUUAUUGGGGUGGGUCAGUGUUGUGAUGGUAAUGGUGUUAGGUUGUGGUGAUGCUAAGUGGUUUGUCUCGAGUUGGUAGACUUUGAAGGAAAUAAUUAACUAUUGGGCUUCUAGUAUGUAAUCUAUCAUAUGAUUACUCUUCGAACAAUAAAUUUCCUGCCUGCCAAGGAGCUCCUUGUUGUUACCAAUAUUUUGUGGUGGGUUGUGAGUAAGAGCUAAAAGUUUAUUUAUUGUGAUAUUAUAGAUUAUCUCAUACGACGUUUUUGCAUUCUAUGAACUGUCAUAUUCCAGCAUAUCAUGUAAAAAAUUAUACACCUUUAGGUAGUAUCCUGUAUAUAUGGUGACAUUUGUAGUCAAUCUUUUGGAUUUCAUCUUGUUGGAUGCCUCUAAAUCCUAACUUUGCCCAACUUAUAUUUGGUUGUGGGCUCCAUUCUAGAAUUAAUUUUGAUGAGCUUAUUUUUCUCUUGGGGGUAGGACUUGAACUAUAAUUUGCUUAAUCUGUUGCAGUUAUGAACAUGAGUUGAAUUUUAUACAAUAUCUUAACACAUUUGAUUGGGUUCCAUACAAUUCCCUGGCUUUAUCAGUGUGGCUGCUGAUUAUUGUUAGAACUUUUUGAUGGGUGCACACUUCUAAUUAUUUGGUAUUCGUUCCUGAUGCAGUUCAAAGUGUUUACAUUCAGAUUGCUUGUACACAAUGGUCAAUGCUACCAAGGGGCUGUUUAUCACAUGUGACAUACCUAUGGCGCAGUUCAUCAUUAAUAUGAAUUCUUCACUUCCGGCUUCGCAGAAGUUUAUAAUACAUGUGCUUGAUAGCACUCACUUGUUUGUGCAACCCCAUGUGGCUGAAAUGAUUCGUUCUGCCAUUGUGGAUUUCAGAGAUCAAAAUUCUUAUGAGAAGCCUGCUUGAUUCGUGAUCCUUGGCUGCCAAAUUUUUUUUUUUUAUUCUCUUUCUAAUCCACUUGCAAAACAUACAUAUGAUGCCAUUUAAGGCAUUUAAGCAUAUUUGAACUCUGUAACUAUUCCAGUUAUACUUAAUUCAACUUCCAGAUGAUUGUGCUCCAUGAAGAAAAAUGCUAUGUUCUGUUUU
Telopea speciosissima is the source of this 1111-nucleotide messenger RNA. RefSeq names its product general transcription and DNA repair factor IIH subunit TFB5. Gene Ontology annotation, biological process: transcription by RNA polymerase II; nucleotide-excision repair; transcription initiation at RNA polymerase II promoter. The record is from RefSeq and is a predicted model, not a curated record. Lineage: Eukaryota; Viridiplantae; Streptophyta; Magnoliopsida; Proteales; Proteaceae. Gene Ontology annotation, cellular component: transcription factor TFIIH holo complex; transcription factor TFIIH core complex. The transcript is spliced from 2 exons. Bases 719 to 931 code for a protein of 70 amino acids.